CAUAGGCUAGUGUAGAAAGUCACUGUGUGUGAACAGAUAACUCGGCAAGAAGAAAUACGCUGUGCCUGUGCAAAUGUGUGCAAUGGUGUCGCCCCCUCUUGAUCUAGCUAGUAGAAUGCAGUAGCAGUAGUAUGUUUCAUGCAAUCCUUACUGACUUUUUUCAACAAUAAAGGUUAUGUCCUUUGAUUUACGAUUGAUGCUAUCCGGAUAAUAACGAUCUGCAUCUGGUCACAUUCAAAUAAUUCAAAGCCUAUCACUUACCCAGUACUCUAGUCCAUGGCGAUGUUGAACCCUGCAGCCUGUGAUGGAUUGGGAAAUGCGACUUGAAAUGUGCUUGUCCAGCCACGGGACCUCCCCUCAGUAGUACGACGACCCCUGCGUGCGGAAUGGAUGAACACCCAUCACCGGGCAGCGAUGAGAAUGCCGGUCAAAACGCCGUGCCCAGGAGGAAGCUGGCGAAAGUUGUACGCCCAACAGACCACCAGGGCCUCGGCAUGAUCGAUGAGGACGCUGAGCUGAUCAUUGAAGAUGAAUCAGAGCUGGAUACCCCGAUGCCAAUGUCUAGUAGCAGUGACAAUGCUAGUGGCCAUGAUCCAAGUGAUAGUUUGCGUACAGAAAGCACUGACAAAGCUAGUGCACCACCCAGUUCCCUCGGAUCUCCAACAGGUGGCUGCAAUGAAGACAGCUCAGAGCUGGGAAUGCUAGAUCUAUCCGCUGUUUGUGAGCGCCUUGAAGCUUUGCAAACUGCGAGGGAGUCCACCUCCGAAGCUAGUCAAGUGCCUGAUGGCAAUGCAGCAGAGAUAGCUGCUAUGGCUGUUGUUGACGAGGACGAGGCUGUGGAGAGUAGCGAACUUGAGGCAUCCGUUGGCAGCUUGGGUUCGUGGAGUGACAGUGAUGAUGACACUUUGCUCGCUCUUGUUCGCAAGAAUGUGGUUGUGACGCCGGAAGGGUAUGACCAGGCUCUCCUGGACGUGAUGUCGGUCAUGUCUGACACAAACGUACCAAGCUUGCUUCAGUACCGCCGCGAGACUCAAGAGAUCAACGAGGUUGUCCCUCCUCCCGAGCCCAUUGAGAAGCGCUUCAAUUUCGUCUAUGACGAGAAGUUGAAGUGCUACAUCUUGCCGCCGGUCAAGAACAAAGCCAACCUGACCUGUGAUUUUUGCGGCCAGCUGCAAUUUGGACCGAAGGAGCUGGUGGCCAACCGGCCCGUUGUCAGGGGCCAGAAACUCCCAGCUCCCAGCACGGAAGAGAUUGAUCAACUUCAAGGCAGGGGUGAGUACUGUUGCCAGCAGUAUUUUCACAUGUGCAAGGUCAUGCUUUUGCGAUGGAUGGAUGAGAAUGAGAAGGCCUCCAAGCUGGCUCCUGUGCUGAUCGACAUCGCUCCAUCCAGCCACUACGGAUCGAAGGAAGCCCGCAAGGCAGCCAAACGCCGCAUGAUUGACAAGCUCAUCAUGCGCGAACACAUGCGAAAGGGGAAAACUGGACCAGUUAGCUUUUAUGCUUUGAAGAAAGGGAAGACUGUGUCAUUCUCCCUGGCCGGUCAAGCACGCUCGCCGAAAGGCUGGGUUAUGGCUGACGCGGACCCUGAGAAGAAAGCAGCCAGGUCUGACCGCAGAAGGUCGUAUUCCGAUACUCUGGGUGGGUCACUUCUGAUCUUGCCAAGCUUGAAGCAUGAAGAUCAGGAUCAGCAGGAGAAUCCACGGCGAAAAGCAAGCGCUCAGCCCGCACCGGAGACUGCAAGCGAAUUACCAGUCUUGCCAUCAAUUCACGCCCCUACUCUCACCAGUGUGGCACAAGGCAUGGUGCCGACGGCGUCAGCGCGACAGAAGUCUGCUGUCAAGCGCAAGCUGGGAGUCGCGACUGGCGUUGAUCAGCCACAUGACCUGGGAGCACGGGCUAUGGCGAAGCUACCAACGAUUGAACGUGAUGGCCAGGUCCGAACCUCUCCUGUGUCCGUCGCUUCAGUUGAUCCGAGUGUGGACUCGAGAGAAAGCGAGCGGCGGACUAAUCCCCUGUGUCAAGUGGACACCAGUACCGAGGCUACACCGUCCAUGCUAUCCCUGGUCAGCACGCAAAGCGAACGAAUGCGACGCAACACUACCUCUGCGAUCCCUAGUCAGAAUGUGCUUGGCCUUGAGCAUUCGCGUCACCUGAGCCUUGCCCUGCCACCCAGUGAACCCAUUGCAUUGCCACGGUUACCGAAGAAUCGCCUAGUAGCUGCCGCUAGUGGUGCAGUUGCACCGUUAUCUCUUCUCACGGACAUGCUACACGGCAAGCUGUCACGUGACUAUCCUAAGCCAUUCAUCCGUCACUACAACUCGGGAGAGUUAUUCGCUGCGCGGUUCUCUGAUGGAACUAGCUGCUGCUUCUAUCCGAAUGGCAGUAUAGCUGUGUACACGUCUUUCUCUAAAGAUGGUGGUAUGAGCACAUAUGCCUACGAGCCCUGUUUGAGCGGUCAAUGUGAUGAUCCGACCAUGUUGGCUAUGUUUUGCCCCUCCAUCUUUCACGGGUGUUGCUACACCCCGAGUGGGAGUAUCCGCGUCUUGCUCGAUCGCACGGGAGGCGUUGUCUUUGAUCAAGCCAAUCAAGGAAGGCAGAGGCGGUGGUCGUGGCUCCUGCCCCGGCAUGUAUCACCAAUGAGCCAUGCUCCAGCCUUCCAGCCCAUCUGCCUGGCAUUGAGCAAUCACGUGUCACUGCGCUGUGUCCGACAUAACAACAUUGUUAUCAUCUUCUCACAUGGUGCAUUCUCCAUGCGCUUUCCGAUUACCUUUGACAUACCACAGCAGGGCACUGGCAAGGAAUCCCCGGGUAUGGGUGUGCAUGGCGACUUGAAAGAUACCAAGACCAAGAUUACGUCUCUCUUGCGGAAGAUGAACACCAUUGAGAACUAUGGCGGUACUGCUCGACGCUGGGCCGAGCCAGAAUCCAAAGCGAAGACUCCAUUCCGUCCAACUGCUUCCACGGCUACAGCUGCCCCACAGGAAGAUCCGGCUGGUGCCGCAGGCAGUAGACCAGCUCCCACUGCUGAUAGUGCUGCCAGGAGUGGGAAUAGGGACCAACUGGAUAAGCAGUUGGCGCACGGACAGCAUGGCUUUGCCACUGUGACAGUCAGCAAGGGACGCAAAAGAACUGCGCCGGGGAAAUUGCAAAAGAAGCAAGUGUGGUAGUGCCGUCAUGUUUGCACGAUACUUCUGGGGUUUUCCUCCUGCUGGAAACUAUUUGUUUUCAUUCCUAAAAUGUGCUAUUCUUCAGCAAUAUCUAUGUGCAAUUGGAAAUUUCUUUGCAUGCUACAAGAAUCUGGUAUAUUUUGUUAUAUUAUCCUAUAUGGCUAUUUUUACCCACUGUGCCCUUGAUCAUCUCGUCAACUAUUCACAUACAGUGUAUAUUUCAAGGUCAGCUACUACAAAUCAUUUUUUAUGAAGUCUGGACAUGGUAGUCUAAACCAGCUGGCCUGGAGACAGUCCUUUUAGUUUGCGAAUGUUAUCCAAUUCAAAUUAGGCACUUCGAAGUAUGUAUUGCUGUUCGGAUCAUUGUCAAAAAAUCAGGAACACCUGCAAUCCUGUCCUAAAGUGUA
Sycon ciliatum is the source of this 3574-nucleotide messenger RNA. RefSeq lists its product as uncharacterized. Bases 387 to 3167 code for a protein of 926 amino acids. The transcript has 15 exons. The record is from RefSeq and is a predicted model, not a curated record. Lineage: Eukaryota; Metazoa; Porifera; Calcarea; Leucosolenida; Sycettidae.